CUGUCAGCAUCGCCCGCGUAACGGCUUGACGAUUUGAUGUCUAAGUCAGUCCAAUUUUCUGUUGCGAAGCGGUGAGGCACGUGGUGGUGUGAUCUGGGCUAAUUGUGUGACAUAAGUGUCAGAUUCGUACUUGCACGUGUGUAGGACUGUGUUCUAUGAAAUAAUUCGUUUAGCAAUUAAAGGGAUUUCGAGAUUUUGGGCGAGGAUUCAAUUAUGCACCAUUUGACAAGUGGGCAUUGUUCCGUCAAGUUUUAAGGAUUGCUUGAAAGCAAUUACAUUAUUACUCAUAAAAUUUUGGAUUAGAAAUGGAGCUUGAACAAGAACUGUACAAUUUGAAGAGACAGUUGUCUGCUGAAAAAGCUUCUUGUAAAUUUCUUCAAGAAGAACUGGAGAUACUUCAGAAAGAAAUGAAAGAACAGGAGAGAAACUUGAAUGAAGUAAUUAAGUCUUUGAGAGAAGAAAUUGACCUAAAGAAAACUUCAGUUUUGGAAUUGAAAAUCAAGGUAGAGAAUCUAGAGGAAGAAAGGGAAGAGGAAAGAAAAAAGUAUGAGUCAGAAAUUGAUCUACUGAAAGGACAACUGGCAAAUGCAGUAAUUGAUCAAGGAGAAAAUUCAAAACGUCAUUUGACAUUCCAGUCAGAAAUGCAAAUUCUACAGGAUAAAAUUGAUGUUCUAGAGCAACAGCUAGAGCGAAGUAAAUCAGAAAGUGAGAAACUUCUCCUCGAGAAAGUGCAGGGAAUGAAGCAAUACGAGGAAAUACUCGAAGAAAAGGGUGAAUUAAAAAAUGCAUUGACAGGUGUAAGGCAUGAAUUGGCAUCAUCCUUAGAGCAUUGUCAAGCAUUGCAAGAAGAAGUUGUUUUAUUAAAAGUUGAAAAUAAUGCUUUUAAAUCAGCACCACAAUCUCAUUCAUCAAAAGGAAAUUCAGUGUUUGCAGAAGUAGAUGACAAUCGAAAAGCUUUGAAAAAUAGUUUGGAUAAACUCGCUGAAAAAUCUGCAUUGUUGAGGAAAGUGCAAGAGGUAUGUGCAAACCAAGAAAUUAAUGAAACCAAUUUAAUAGAUUCAUACAAGGCUAGAAUAAAGGAUUUGGAGACCAUUGUUGAAGAUCUUAAAAAAGACAAGGAGUCUUGUGACAGUGCAAGCGAUUAUAAAACCAUUAAUGGAAUUUUUGCUGUGAAAAACAAAUUGAUCGAGUCACUUCAAGACAAGGUAGAAAAGCUGUCACAAACCACUUUGGUGCAAAGUGAAACAAUAUUUUUCCUUAAAAGAGAUUUGGAAAUUCAAACAACUAAAGCAGCUUAUGAACUAACAGAGAAGAUGCGCCUUCAAGAAUUGGUUGAUGCUAAAACGAAAAUGUCAUCAAAGAAGUUUUUCAGUAAAGUUACUGAGCCCAUUGAUCAGUGGCUGGAAAUACAAGGAUUAUAUCGUAAACAUACUGCCCAUGAUCCCUCUUGUCUUUUUCGAGCUGUAGCUGAACAGGUGUACUUUUCCCAGUGCUGCCAUGAAAUAGUAAGAAAGCAAUGUGUACAUUUCAUGGCUCAGAAUAAAUCUCAGUAUGAAAAGAUGGUGGAAGGGCCAGUGGAAGAUUAUUUAUACAAACUAAACAACUCAAAGGAAUGGGGUAGUCAACUGGAAUUAAAUGCACUAUCCCUUUUAUAUCAGAGGGAGAUUGUAGUGUUUGAACAAGAUGAAAAGCCCCGUCGUAUUUCAAUUAAUAAUGCUUUCAAGAAAUGUAUUAUGUUAUGUUAUUCAUCUGAAAACCAUUAUGAUUCUGUAUAUCCUAAAUCAUAUAUAAUGAAAUCUGCAUUUUGUCAAUCAUUGGUCUAUGAAAUACUUUACAAAAAGGUAUUUCGUUUGAUAGAUGUUGAUUUUGCUGUUGAUAAAAUGCUUCGUAAAUCAAGUCACACUAAAAGAGAACACUACAUUCAACAAAAUUAUAUUUGUGCGUCACGAAGUUUUGGAUUGUCUCUUGAUUUACCUGAGAAGACGGUGAAACAUUUAGAACAUGAAAGAUUUGAAGAUGAACUAAAUGCAAAGGAUUUGUUGUUAAGAGGCAUUACUCCAUUUCCUUAUAAAGUUGCGAAGGCUCUUGAUCCAGAUAUUUAUAGAAAUAUAGAAUUUGAUGUUUGGAGUGAUUUAAGAAGAGAGAUGAAAUUGGGUAUUGUUGGAGGCAAAAGUGACGAGUUACAAAUUGGAGUCAAGUGUUUGGUGAAAAUGCAACCUGACCGUGUCUUUCAUGCUCACAUACAGGAAAUGGAACCUAACAAUGGGCCUGUCAUUGUAUUUGUAGAGGAACUAGGAAAAAAGUGCACUGUAUCACAUGAUGUCUUGGAACCACUCCCGAAAAAUCAGAAAGUACAAUGGACAGUCCCCUACAAACAGCAUCAUAUUAAUACAUUAGCUUCUAAGGCGCCAUUCUUAAAUAUAACAGAAUUGAGUAGUAAAUGGAGGAAAAACAAGUACAAUAAGUCACGGAAAUUGAAGGAUAUAUUUAUGCCUGCGUCAUUGCAGUCUUUUCAUCAAGAUCCAUCACAAGGAACUGUUCAUUAUCCGAUGGAUCACUUUAAUUACAAUAGUAAUAUUAGUGUAGCCAGCUCAGAAGAAUGUUCAAAUGAGUCAUCACAUAUGAUUCAAGCUGACAAUGCUGUUAACAGUAACAUGGGGUCCCCUCCAGCUGAUUCUACAUCACCUACAAUUUCUGCUCAGUUAGGUGUUUCAGAGCAGAAUCACAAUAGCAACUGCAACCCUCCCUUCCAGAUUGUUGGAGUUCCCAUGUAUCACUCGGUAUGUCCAGAUUCUUCAGGAAUUAGAGUUUCUACACCAUCAAUUGGUUCUCCAAUGCCUUCGUACAUACUGUGUAAUGGUAAUCCUCAGGGGCGAGUACAUCCUGGGAUGGAAAACUUCACACUACAACCUGUGAAUUUUUAUGCUCCAAAAUCAGUUAAUUUAAAUGGAAGUGACUUGCCCUUUUCUGAUAUUCCAACUUUGCGGUUCUAUUACAACUUGGGACAUGAUUUCUUCCGUUCAGGUUGUGUAAUGUGGCCCAAUCCUGGAUCAUCUUGCUCUCCUCAUUUGUCUCCUCCACCUGGAGAAAAUAACUCACAACUUCUUCCUGAUUCGACAGUUCCAUCAGAAGAAGAUUCUUAUCAAGGACCAAAAAUGCAAACUGCUCAACCAGCACCAGCUGUACAUCAGCAACAACAAACCAUUCCUCUUGCAAUUCCUCAGACAAUAACUCAUACAAUGCCAAUUACAGCUCAAGUUGUUCCUCAAGUUGCUUCUGUUCCUCAAGUCUCUUCCUCUGCAAUUGUAUCUAACAUGUUACCUCAAAUGGUACCAGUUUCACCUUCAACUCCACAUCCCAUGUCUCAUCCGCAAUCCACUCCUAAAUUGAUACAACAGCCAUCACCUUCACCUCCUCCUCCACACACCAUGUGCCCUAUUUUACCCAAAUCACCACCACUCCAACAACCUAUGUUUGGCAUGAACAAUAUAUGGCCUCAACAGACUGCUUCUUUUCCCAAUCAUCAGCAAAGAGUUAACAUUCCCGAAUCUGAUAAUAGAUCAAACCCUCCUCAAAGUCAUGAAGAUAGUGCCACUCGAGGGAUUGAUGCAGUGAGUAUGAAUACUUGUCAAGGUAGUCUUGCUGCUCAUCCUCCUGUGUUGGAUUCCUACACACACUCACCAAUAUAUCCAUACUAUGUUGUUGAAAUGGAUUCUGUUCCAUUCUACAAUCCAUAUUCUUUUGUAAUGCAGCCUUCAUCUGAAAUGGAUGUAAUAUCAACAUCUCAGAUCCAUGCUGUACAAUCCCCAGGUAUGCCAUCAAUGCCACCUGUUUUGUAUCAUUCACAACCUGUGCCUCAUGGUGUCUCUGCCCCUCAUUGGAUUAGUUCUGAUGGUGUACCACAGUACACUGUUGCUAUGUAAACAGAGAGAGAUUGAGUAAAUUGACCUAGCUGACUCAUAAUAGGUACGAUUUUGAUUACUGAUUAUUAAUACUGCCUCUUUUGAAAUUAUGAACUAUAUUAACUUGUUAUUACAUAAAUCACAAAUAUUUAUCUUCUGCCCAUUUAUAACAAUUUAUAAAAUGCCAGUAUAUUCAAUGUUGUUAUAUAGUCUUUCCUUAAUUUAAUUAAAUUACAAAUAGUGUAAUGAAAUCAUUUCAAAAAAGUUGUCUUUGAAUAUAAAAAAUUAAGAAAAAACGAUAAAUUCAUGUUGAUGAACUUUUCAUUAGCCCAGAAAACAUUUCUCUUUUUAUCAUUGUAUUAUCUUCAGCUGAAGAAAAGCAUUUCAAAAAUGUUGCUAUUUACUUUGUGAACUGUAAUCACAUUAUGUGAUUUGAAAGUUAUUAAUAUUCAUUAUAAUUCUAUGUUAAAUGAGAGUUAAUUUAAAAAUGUUUUUUGUUGUAUUAUUCACCUAGGUGAGUGAGUAUUUUGUUUUCAAGGAAGAAAUAAAUUAUUUUUGUUACAUGCAUAUCUGGAUAUUGAAUGUUCAUAAAAUAAGCUUGUUUUUAUAAAAAUUGAUAUUAAAUAUAAGCU
Messenger RNA from Gryllus bimaculatus (two-spotted cricket), 4534 nucleotides. The record is from the annotation of a GenBank genome assembly. Lineage: Eukaryota; Metazoa; Arthropoda; Insecta; Orthoptera; Gryllidae.